Molecule: messenger RNA, 1837 nt
Organism: Portunus trituberculatus (swimming crab)
Lineage: Eukaryota; Metazoa; Arthropoda; Malacostraca; Decapoda; Portunidae
Product: lysophosphatidylserine lipase ABHD12-like
Exons: 9
Coding region: 193-1107 (304 amino acids)
Biological process (GO): monoacylglycerol catabolic process; phosphatidylserine catabolic process
Cellular component (GO): endoplasmic reticulum membrane
Molecular function (GO): phosphatidylcholine lysophospholipase A1 activity; monoacylglycerol lipase activity
Source: RefSeq, a predicted model, not a curated record
GGUGGCGAGGGAUGCUCUGUGUGUUUCUGUGAAGUGUGGUGACUUUCAUCAGCUGACUUCUGACACAACAGGAGGAGGGGCAGUGGUGAGGCCCCUUCUGCUUACCCUGAGCCCUAUUAGGUCCUGCACCUUACGCUGGAAGUUGUCUGAGUAGUUCAGUAAUUCAUAAAUAUCAAUCCCAGAGAUUGUAGGAUGAUCAAACGACUUCUCUACCUUACUUUUCUGGUGUCAUUAUGGAUUGGUGGAAUUGCCCUGAAAACAGUGGUGGUGGGAGCAGUGGUGACCCUGUUUGUGGUGUAUAUCAUUGUUCCUCUACUCUUCCACUAUUCUCCCUCACUCCAGCGGCACAUUGUUUUCCUUAACUUCUUGAAUGUGCCAAAAGUUGACUAUAACUUGCCAGAGAAUGAAGGUUUGCCAGGAACUCGUAACUUCUACUUACAAACGGAGAAAAAUGUCAGUGUUGGUGUCUGGCAUAUCCUUCCUGAAUCCCUGGCUCACUCAGCCCCCAAGAAGGGAUCCCAAGACUAUGAGGAUUGGUAUAUAAAGUCCCUGUCUGACCACCAUCCUGUGAUUCUCUACCUGCACGGCAACACCUCCUCCAGGGCCACGGCUCAUAGGAUUGAACUAUACAACGUUCUCAGGAAAAUGGAUUAUCAUGUUGUAGCUUUUGAUUAUAGAGGUUAUGCUGACUCAUCCCAGGUGCAGCCUAAUGAGCCUGGUGUGGUGCAUGAUGCCAAAGUUGUGUACAGAUUUAUUCGUGAGCGGUGUGGGUCCUCACCACUCUUUGUUUGGGGCCACUCUCUUGGAACCGGUGUGUCUACCCAUGCUGUCCGGGACCUGUGCCUUGAGGGAGACUCCCCAACAGCACUGGUAUUGGAGUCACCUUUCAAUAACAUUAAAGAUGAAAUUAAAUUUCAUCCACUUUCUUCAAUAUUUCGCAAAAUGCCAAAGUUUGACUGGCUCUUCCUCAAGCCAUUAGCAUCAUCUGGCAUUGACUUUCGGAGUGAGGAGCACAUCACACAUGUUGCUGCUCCAGUUCUUAUUCUUCAUGCUGAGGAUGAUCUUGUGGUGCCUUUCACCUUAGGAAAGAAGUCUGUGGCACCAUAAUGGCAGCGGUGGUUAGCAGGCAACCGAGACUCUGCCUGGGUGGCUACAAGUACAUGGAUGGGAGGAAAAGGAGUCAAUGGAUGUGGUCCAAACAGUCAAUUCAUGUACUCCAUCAAAACUUUUGGAAGUGUUGAAGCAACAUGCAAGCAAGUUACAAAACAGACAUGUAAUAUUCUAUUUCCUUGAUAUUUAUGGAAGUGCUUGUGAAGAGGAUAAUACAAAAGCAGGUUAACUAAGGAAAGUAAAUUUUUCACCCCACCUAAGGCAGUAAUACUGUAGAUAUUAAAUAAAUCAAGAAGUUUGUAAUCUAUUAAAAAGCUGUUACUUUUGUCAGCUUUGAAUAAAAUGCUCCAAAAUAUUUUAAGAGAUUUAGAUGCAUUAAAAAUGCAAUUUUUACAUUAGCAGACUGUAAUUCAUUCUUCAAUAUUUGAAUACUGAAUCAUAAAUUUAAAGCUACAAGAAAAUGUAAAAUUUCUAUACUUAUGCAUUAAGAAAUCAUUAUUUUUUGCAUAAUUAUUAUAAGCAAAUUAUAAGUGUUCAAGUAAAUAACAUCAGGUAUUGUAGUGCCUUAGUUUAUAAAGUAUGUCAUGUGCAUGUCUGCUAUGGAACUCCCUGCGUGACCAAUAACACACAGCUACAACAAUAAAAAUAUAAGAUCAUGAGUUUUGCAAUAGUAUAUCUAUGGACAAGUCCUACCAACUCCUCCACUAGGGACACCACACACAGCACU